This is a messenger RNA of Diaporthe amygdali, 2025 nucleotides long. RefSeq lists its product as uncharacterized. Gene Ontology annotation, molecular function: DNA-binding transcription factor activity; transcription cis-regulatory region binding. Lineage: Eukaryota; Fungi; Ascomycota; Sordariomycetes; Diaporthales; Diaporthaceae. The coding region runs from base 1 to 2025 and encodes 674 amino acids. The transcript is spliced from 2 exons. The record is from RefSeq and is a predicted model, not a curated record. Gene Ontology annotation, biological process: positive regulation of transcription by RNA polymerase II. Gene Ontology annotation, cellular component: nucleus.
AUGAGCCUCGGCCUUGUUGCCAGCUUGGAGACCACCUCUAUAGAUGGCUGUCUUGCGGAGCUCGAUCGCGCCAAGGACCGUCAGGUCACGGUCGGUCCGUUCGGUGUGCUUGACCUUGGCCAGGUCGAGCAAGAAGUAGACUUGCAACCUGUAGCACCGCAGACUGAUCCAGGCCUCGCCAGCGACAACACAUUCCCGGAGCCGGACACAACUAGCCCUCUCUCCCUUGACACACUUCUCGGCCUCGACAACACCUUACAGUGGGGAGAUCUUUUCGACGUGAACCCAGGUCAUAUCUUCACCACUGAUGCGAGUAGACUAUGUUUUGACCCUCCGGAUUUGUCCGACUCGACGUGGAAUUGGCCUGACCCCCUUGAAGCAUCGAUGCAGAUCGACGGCAUGGAUCAACGCACCCAGCCAUCCGGGUCAACUAACUCGGGCUUGAAUCGAGUUCCUCCGACUGUGCCUCUGGUCCAGUCACCAGUCGCCAGCCACCACGACGCGGUGACGCCAGAGGUGGCCCAAUUCUUGCUGAGUCACUUCCGAGCCAAUCUAAGCAGCAUCACAAGGACGCUACCGACGGGGCUCAAGUCGCCGUGGGAGAUCCUCAACCUGGCUUUUGCGGUCCAGACCUUUGCCGACUUGAAUUUUUUCGAGGCAAAGAACCUGACGCACGCGGCCCAGGCAAAUUAUUAUGCCGUGCUCAGCUGCGCGGCGUAUCAUGCCAGCGCGACCCCAUCAAACCGAGGUUGCUCUCCACAGCCUCUCACGGAAGACUUGGCCUCUAAUACACUUAACAAAGCCAAGCACCACAUGCAGAUGUCUCUGAGGGCUGAGGUGCAGGGGAAGUCAAAAGCAAAAUACAAGGAUCAACUCAUGGCCAUUCUGAUGCUAACAAAUCAUUCGAUUAUCACGGGCAACGAAAAGGACGCGCGUUGUUACAUACUUGACGCGGAACGUUUGCUUCGCCUAAGAGGUCUCGCCAAGCGCCAUAUCUCCAGGCGGGUGCGCCUGUUGCAUCAUGUCUACACAUGGAUGCGCAUCAUAGGCGAGAGCACGUAUGUCAUCCAUGAUUACAGUAUACAUGGGUCGAACAUGGAAAGGCCUACUCCCCACCCACAACUUGACUCGUUACAGGCCGGGGGAACUCCGCAACUGCAAGACCCUCAGAAUGGGUGCCUGGACGACUUUCUCAGGUUGCAACCACACGCUUCCGAUAGCGAUCUCGAGAUCGAAGAGCUCAAAGAGCACGAGACCGGGCGCCGGGACAUUCACCUCGAGGACUCCCGUGAAUCUUUAGACACCCUCUACCCCCAGGUCUAUGGGAUACCCGAGACGUGGCUGAGCCUCGUAUCUCAGGUCACAAGGCUUGCUAAUCUACUUGACGUGGUGAAGUCCAGACCCAGCUCAUCAAGUUUCGAUUUGUCAAACUCUCUCCAGAAGCGGGCAAAGUUGCUUGAAGAAAUGAUCUGUGGCUUCGCAUCCCGGCCCACAAUGUGCUCUGGAGCGCACCUGUCGGAUGAGGAGAGCCAGCGCCAGGCUGCGCACAGAGAUGGGCCCAACCCUCACAUGCUGCGGGCCUUGAACGCUGCCUUGGAGAUACUCUUCUACCGCCGAAUCCGUGACCUCCACCCCCGCAUACUGCAGGGAUACGUUAGUGAUGUGAUAGAUAGCCUGAAAACUUUCGAGAUGGCGUUGGAGUCCCACAAGCUCGAAGGGCCUUGCCCGGUGUGGCCCGUUUUUAUAGCUGGUUGCGAGGCUAUCAGGCCGAGGGACCGCGAGUUUUUCAAGGACCUGACCCAACGCGGCGUGGAGCAAUUCGGCAUCUCUAGUUUCAAGACUGCCGCUGAUAUCAUGUCCAGGGUCUGGGAAAGACGCGAUAGGCCCUUGGACGAUCCGGGAGCCUUGAACACCCCUAGAUCAGGGGCCCUUUCCCGAGGCUCGACCAAGCUGCGAAGUGCCUCGCUACAAUGGACAUGGGUCGAUGCUCUGCGCGAGGAAAAGACCACGCUGUUUCUUUGCUAG